Molecule: messenger RNA, 704 nt
Organism: Momordica charantia (bitter melon)
Lineage: Eukaryota; Viridiplantae; Streptophyta; Magnoliopsida; Cucurbitales; Cucurbitaceae
Gene: MIA40
Product: Cox19-like CHCH family protein
Biological process (GO): protein import into mitochondrial intermembrane space
Cellular component (GO): mitochondrial intermembrane space
Molecular function (GO): protein-disulfide reductase activity
Source: RefSeq, a predicted model, not a curated record
ACUCCUUUUUCUUCUAUUCCACUUUUCAAAGUUCAACCAUCUAAUCAUCUAUUUUCCAUUGAUUUGAUUCCAUUUGGGAAGAACAAUGGGUCAAGCUGAGAGCGUAGCAGCGGCAUCGCCUCCAAACGAUCUUCCUCAAAGCCGGAAUUCAGCUGCAACUCCCGUCUCCAGUUCCUCUCGCGAUCCUCCUUCCAUGGAUUCUCUAAUUGCUGAAGCUGCGGCUUAUGGUAAUGAAGCAAAUGAGUCUCUUGAUGCCAAAGCUAACAGAGCAUUGGAGUGCCCCUGCAUAGCUGACUUGCGUAAGGGUCCAUGUGGGGUUCAGUUUUCUGAUGCUUUUCUCUGCUUCUUCAAGAGUACUGCAGAGGAAAAGGGAUCGGACUGUGUGCAUCCUUUUGUGGCUUUGCAGAGCUGCAUAAAAGCGAACCCGAACGCGUUCUCAAAGGAUAUCUUGGACGAAGAAGAAAAAGAAGAAAAGGAAAAGGAGAAGGCAGAAGAGCCCGCUGAAGAUUACAGAAUCAUUCCUCCUUCAUGGUCUAGAGAACCUCAAAUUCCCAAGUCCAAGCUUUAACUAGAACCAUCAACUUCCAUUUUUUCUGUCAUGGUAAGAUUAUUAUGAUUAUUUUGUCUGGGGUGUAGACUACAUUCUUAUAAUUGUUAACCGAAUUUUUAACCGUAAGGACUAAAUUGUUACUAAUUUUAAAGUA